Messenger RNA from Pisolithus orientalis, 375 nucleotides. RefSeq lists its product as uncharacterized. The record is from RefSeq and is a predicted model, not a curated record. NCBI's taxonomy places the organism in Eukaryota, Fungi, Basidiomycota, Agaricomycetes, Boletales, Pisolithaceae. The coding region runs from base 1 to 375 and encodes 124 amino acids. The transcript is spliced from 2 exons.
AUGUCUCCUGCCACAUUCCAACAGGCUCAUGAGAGGUUGGUUGAUACACUCUAUCAAAGCACAUCCCUCAAACAGAAAGCCAAUAGGGAAUGGCUGCUCAAGAUUUCUUAUGUGGAACACUUCUGGAGCAAUAUAGCAAAGGUCUCAUUGCCAGAUAUGGCCAGGGCUGGUGAUCAAGCAAUGUUGGCCAAGGCUGGCAGGGUGGAGAAUGAGAUAUCCCUGGAUUGGCCAUCAGUCUAUACCAACAUUGAUAUUAUUGUCAAUCAGGAAACUCCCUCUCACCGAGAUGUCACAUCCACCCCAACCCUUCUGGAUUCAUUAGUGAGCCUGGGUUCUCACAAUGCUAAAUUCCUUAUUCCAGAUCUGGGGGCCUGA